Molecule: messenger RNA, 1764 nt
Organism: Olea europaea var. sylvestris
Lineage: Eukaryota; Viridiplantae; Streptophyta; Magnoliopsida; Lamiales; Oleaceae
Product: probable uridine nucleosidase 2
Exons: 8
Coding region: 585-1364 (259 amino acids)
Biological process (GO): purine nucleoside catabolic process
Cellular component (GO): cytosol
Molecular function (GO): purine nucleosidase activity
Source: RefSeq, a predicted model, not a curated record
GCUCAGUACUAUUUAUGGCAAUGUCUACACAACUCUCGCCACUAAAAAUGCUUUGCAUCUGUUGGAGAUAGCAGAGAUGACAGAUAUUCCAGUGGCUGAGGGCUCUCAUGUGACAAUCAACGAGGAGGUCAAGAAAUUAUGAGUCGCUAACUUCUAGGGAAAAUAGAAAGCCAGAAACUUGUCCUAUUUCUUUCCAAAAAUGACAAAGUAGAUGAUAUAUGGUGGUUUAUGAAUUGCAUGCUCAAGAAUGGAGUAUGUCUGUUUCAUUUGUGUGAGAUAUAACAAAUUUCAAAUGCUAAUGAUCACAUGAUUUUGGGUAUGCAUCUACUACUUUUUUUUUGACACGAAGGUUCAUGUUAUGUACAAGCUCGGUUCUUCCAAUAUUCCUGACUAAGCAGGAACCAAACUGGAUAAGGUAUAUGAUUGGGAAAGGUACCUGGAAGCCAUCAUUAUAAAUUCUGGGGAACUUAAGGCAACUUGGAAUGCUUUUCUGUUAGUUGUUUUUGGUUUGGUAGCUGAUGUAUCUAUUAAACUGCUUGAUAAUGUGAAAGAAAUCUCUGAAAGCAGAUUCUGUUAUUUGGAAUAUGAUUUAUAGAUUCACGACAUUUGCAAUUCAUGUAAAGAAAGGUACAAAACUUCGAAUUGCUGAUUUUGUCCAUGGUACGGAUGGACUGGGGAACCAAAACUUUCCUCCGCCAAAAGGAAAGCCAAUUGAACUGUCUGCCGCUGAUUUUCUUAUCCAGCAAGCUAAUCUUUAUCCUGGAAAGGUCACUGUGGUGGCCUUGGGUCCUCUAACGAAUGUUGCACUGGCUAUACAAUCAGAUCCUUCCUUUGUCAAAAAUAUUGGGCAAAUUGUUCUUCUUGGUGGUGCAUUUGCAGUAAAUGGGAAUGUGAAUCCUGCAGCUGAGGCAAAUAUUUUUGGAGAUCCAGAGGCUGCAGAUAUUGUAUUCACAAGUGGAGCUGAUGUUUUGGCUGUUGGGAUAAAUGUUACCCAUCAAGUUGUUUUAACUGAUGCUGAUAGAGAUAAGCUGGCCGAAUCAAAUGGAAAGUUUGCUCAGUAUCUAAACAAAAUUUUAGAUGUGUAUUUUUCCUAUCAUCAUGAUGCAUACAGCACAAAAGGUGUUUACCUUCACGACCCAACAGCCCUUCUCGCUGCUGUUAAUCCUUCGCUGAUCACCUGUACAGAAGGUGCUGUCCGAGUCCAGACUACUGGCAUCACUAGGGGUCUAACAUUGUUCUAUAACAAACAGAAAAGGUUUGUGGAAGUAACUGAAUGGUCUGAUAAACCCUCGGUCAAGGUGGCAGUCACUGUUGAUGCUCCAGCAGUCGUGAAAUUGGUCAUGGAACGGCUAACACAUUCUUAAAUUUAUUCAGAGUGAAACUAUGCUGCUUGUCCAUCCAGUUAUUUGGCCACCGGCAUUUCAAUUCAUCUGCAUCGAUUUUAUGCUCAAAUUGGAGUUCAAAAAUGUAUUCUUACUUGGACUAUGUAAAAAAGAUCCUUUUGUUAACUGAAAUGAAACAAAAACAAUUGAAAGAGACCUCAGUCUGAAAGCAAAGCACCAAUGCAAGGAAUUUUUGCGAGGAAUGGGUGAAUAAAGAUCAAUUUCAUGUACUUUUGAGUUCCUUUUCCUUUGUUAGCUGAGUGUUUGUCAGUUACUGGUGAUCCUUUUUCCUCGUGCUGAUGGUUCUUGGACAAUGCGAGUCUUUGUUUCCUAUCCUCCUUACUAUAAAAGUUGACUUUUUAAUGCUUUUGGAUGAGGCUAA